Messenger RNA from Marmota flaviventris (yellow-bellied marmot), 2841 nucleotides. Lineage: Eukaryota; Metazoa; Chordata; Mammalia; Rodentia; Sciuridae. The record is from RefSeq and is a predicted model, not a curated record.
AGCGAAUUGGUCCUCUGCCUGUGCCUUGAUUUAACUAUUGGGCUGAGUCUUGCUCCUCCCUUCCCUACUCGGAUAGGAGCCACUAGGAUCUGGAGCCGGAGCUUCCAAAUUGGAGCUGGCCUCAGGCCAGGUGACCUUUUCUUUGAUUCUUUCACCAGGGCAUCUCCUCCAGUGGGACCCACCAGCGCGUCCCGCAGCACCAUGUGGGUGACCAAACUUCUGCCAGUCCUGCUGCUGCAGCACGUCCUCCUACAUCUCCUUCUGCUUCCCAUCGCCAUCCCCUAUGCAGAGGGACAGAAGAAAAGAAGAAAUACACUCCAUGAAUUCAAAAAGUCAGCUAAGACAACUCUAAUCAAAGAAGACCCAUUACUGAAGAUUAAAACCAAAAAAAUGAAUACUCCAGACCAAUGUGCCAAUAGAUGUAUUAGGAAUAAAGGACUUCCAUUCACUUGCAAGGCUUUUGUUUUUGAUAAAACAAGGAAACGAUGCCUCUGGUUGCCUUUCAAUAGCAUGUCAAGUGGAGUAAAAAAAGAGUUCGGCCAUGAGUUUGACCUCUAUGAAAACAAAGACUACAUUAGGAACUGCAUCAUUGGUAAAGGAGGCAGCUACAAGGGAACAGUGUCUAUCACCAAGAGUGGCAUCAAGUGCCAGCCCUGGAAUUCCAUGAUACCCCAUGAACACAGCUUUUUGCCUUCGAGCUAUCGGGGUAAAGACCUACAGGAAAACUACUGUCGAAAUCCUCGAGGGGAAGAAGGGGGACCAUGGUGUUUCACAAGCAAUCCAGAGGUACGCUACGAAGUCUGUGACAUUCCUCAGUGUUCAGAAGUUGAAUGCAUGACCUGCAAUGGGGAAAGCUAUCGAGGUCCCAUGGAUCAUACAGAAUCAGGCAAGAUUUGUCAGCGCUGGGAUCAUCAGACACCACAUCGACACAAAUUCUUGCCCGAAAGAUACCCCGACAAGGGCUUUGAUGAUAAUUAUUGCCGCAACCCUGAUGGCAAGCCGAGGCCGUGGUGCUAUACUCUUGACCCUGACACCCCUUGGGAGUACUGUGCAAUUAAAAUGUGUGCUCACAGUACUAUGAAUGACACUGAUGUCCCUAUGGAAACAACUGAAUGCAUUCAAGGGCAAGGAGAAGGUUAUAGGGGAACCAUCAAUACCAUUUGGAAUGGAAUUCCAUGUCAACGUUGGGAUUCUCAAUAUCCUCACCAGCAUGACAUAACUCCUGAAAAUUUCAAGUGCAAGGACCUACGAGAAAAUUAUUGCCGAAAUCCAGAUGGGGCUGAGUCACCCUGGUGUUUUACCACUGAUCCAAACAUCCGAGUUGGCUACUGCUCCCAAAUUCCAAAAUGUGACGUGUCAAGUGGACAAGAUUGUUAUCGUGGCAAUGGAAAAAACUACAUGGGCAAUUUAUCCAAAACAAGAUUUGGACUCACGUGUUCAAUGUGGGAGAAGAACAUGGAAGACUUACAUCGUCACAUCUUCUGGGAGCCAGAUGCUAGUAAGCUGAAUAAGAAUUAUUGCCGGAAUCCUGAUGAUGAUGCCCAUGGACCCUGGUGUUACACGGGGAAUCCUCUCAUCCCUUGGGAUUAUUGCCCUAUUUCCCGUUGUGAAGGGGAUACCACACCUACAAUAGUCAAUUUAGACCAUCCUGUAAUAUCUUGUGCCAAAACAAAACAAUUGAGAGUUGUAAAUGGGAUUCCAACACGAACAAAUGUAGGAUGGAUGGUUAGUUUGAAAUACAGAAAUAAACAUAUCUGCGGAGGAUCAUUGAUAAAGGAAAGUUGGGUUCUUACUGCACGGCAAUGUUUCCCUGCUAGAAAUAAAGACUUGAAGGAUUAUGAAGCUUGGCUUGGAGUUCAUGAUGUCCAUGGAAGAGGAGAUGAGAAACGGAAACAGGUUCUAAAUGUUUCCCAGCUAGUAUAUGGACCUGAAGGAUCAGAUCUGGUUUUAUUGAAGCUUGCUAGGCCUGCUGUCUUGGAUGAUUUCGUUAGUACAAUUGAUUUACCGAAUUAUGGAUGCACGAUUCCUGAAAAGACCACUUGCAGUGUUUAUGGCUGGGGCUACACUGGAUUGAUCAACUCUGAUGGUCUGUUACGGGUAGCACAUCUCUAUAUUAUGGGGAAUGAGAAAUGCAGUCAGCAUCACCAAGGGAAGGUAACUCUGAAUGAGUCCGAAAUAUGUGCUGGGGCUGAAAAGAUUGGAUCAGGACCAUGUGAGGGGGAUUAUGGUGGCCCACUUGUUUGUGAGCAACACAAGAUGAGAAUGGUUCUUGGUGUCAUUGUUCCUGGCCGUGGAUGUGCCAUCCCAAAUCGUCCUGGUAUAUUUGUCCGCGUAGCAUAUUAUGCAAAGUGGAUACACAAAAUAAUUUUAACCUAUAAGGUAACACAGUUAUAGCUGAAGUGUGUCUGAAGCGUCCAUCAAUAUGUGAUGAUUUUACAAGAAGAUUUCAGAGAACGUGGAAUGAAAAUGUUCCCUAAAAUAAUCCUAAAACAACUACUUGAGUGUCAUGUUUGUUAAGAUGCUCAUUAAUAUAUAUGGGUAUUUUCUGUUGUUCUGUUUGUCAGUGUUACUUUGUAAAUGUUGAAGUGAAUUAAGGUACAUGCAAGUGCAGUAACAUAUCUCCUGAAGAUACUUGAAAGGAUUACAAGUGCAAAGGUUUAAUUGCUGGAUGAUAAAGGAUUUAAUAGGAAAGAUCAAUUAAUCUCUCUACGCUGCUUUCCAAGGUUAGUUUCUUAAUGAUAAAUAAACCAUAAGUUAAAAAUUAUCUUAACCUCAUCCUAACAAUUUAUACCUUGUGUUGUCAAAUUGUAACUUUAUGUAAAAUUAUAUUACCUUUCAUAU